This is a messenger RNA of Babjeviella inositovora NRRL Y-12698, 733 nucleotides long. It is a transcript of the gene MCI4, whose product is annotated as Mci4p. The record is from RefSeq and is a predicted model, not a curated record. The transcript has a single exon. NCBI's taxonomy places the organism in Eukaryota, Fungi, Ascomycota, Pichiomycetes, Serinales. Gene Ontology annotation, biological process: respiratory electron transport chain. The coding region runs from base 31 to 489 and encodes 152 amino acids.
CUUGCCCCAAUACCCUCCGAACACAAUAGAAUGAGAGUCAGCGCUACCCUUUUGAGACAGAGCAUCUUUGUGCCGUUCAAGAAGCAGAUCCAGAAGCAGGUCGAGGAGGUUCCACAGAUCAUGGUCAAAGCCGGUUCUGAGUAUGAGAAGACCGGUUUGACCGGUAUCUACCAGCACCCUAACCCUAAGCCAGCUUUGCAGGCCCUCUACGGAAUGACCUUGGACCUUUUGCAGCACAAGUUCCCAGAAUACUCUAUCUACAGACAAUCCGUUGAGAACUUGACCAAGCAGAGAUUGGCCAUCAUCGAAAACAACGACAUCACUGAGGUAAUUGAGGAGAAGAUCGGCAACGGUUUGAUCGAAGAGGUUAUUAUCCAGGCCCACGAUGAAUACGAAUUGGCCAAGGACAUGGCUGAAGCCAAGUGCUGGGAGGAUUUGCAAGACAAGCCUUUGGAUGACCAGUGGGUCUACUUUGGCAAGAGAGUUUAAACGUAAAAGCCAUACAAAACACACAACACACGCUCGCAACCGCUAGGGCACUGUAUAGUACUCAUGCUCCCCCCGCUAUGGUGUCCUUGAGAUAGCGACGGUAUUUCCGUCUCCGCGGGGCUCGCCUUUUUCAUCCUUCAUAUUUGUUUGUAAUGCAUCUUUAAAGGUUGUAGGGACAUUUAUCUUCUCACUUCCUACAAUAUAUUUAUUCUUCGUUAGUCACGUAGCUAGGACUGGAGGGUGU